UCCAUGCUGCUGAUGACUUCGCAACAAGUCCCAUGGUUGAAGACGCGAGACGUGGAUGGGAAUAUCUGUGGCAACCUGUUGAUAACGGAGUUAUGACAAUGGAUAACUUAGUAGGAGUACUAUGACAAAAGUGACAAUCGACACAUUGAAAGAACAUCUUGUUCCUGCCGACGGCGAAGACGGCGUAAUACGCUACUGCAUUCCCACGCGUCAAACUUUUAGGAUACCGGUAACAAACUUGCAAACCUUUAUCUAGGAACGUUUUGGUAGCCGACAAAAGCGACACGUUUCUGUGUAAAUGAGAAACAAAUGAUAGAAAUGGCACAGCGCGGGGAAACAAUAUGUUACAAAGCAAAGACCAUCGUUAUGCAUUAUUUUAAUUUUAUUUUUGACUUACAGGUAGCAUGUACAUUAUGAGACACAACAGGUGUUGUCAGUUGUAACGCGCAGACUUUGAUUAAAAUACAAGAACAAGUCACUUGGUCGGUAGCUAACGUUAACCAUCCACCAAGAAGAAGCCUAUGUGAAAUGGUCUCCACUUGCUUUACAGACCGGGAAGAGAUAACUUGAGAACAAUUCAAUAAAAGGUUCAGUUCACAAUGAAAAUGCUGAGAUUACUUUGCGUUGUUGUUGGUUUGUGGAGGACAUGCCUGACGAACAGAAACUGCCCGGACCUCUUCAUUGACAGCUGUCAUUGUACCUCUGAGAGGUCCAAGGAAUUGAGCAGACAAAAUGUCUGGGUGAAGGUGGUGUGUGAUGAUGUGGAAUUAAUGGACACUCUACAACCCAGUUUCUUACCCAACAAAACAGUUUCCCUGAUCCUCAGUAACAACAAGAUCUCACUGCUGAAAAAUGCCUCCUUCUUUGGCCUGACAGUCCUGGAGAAACUGGACCUGAGGAAUAAUUUAAUUAGCACGGUGGAGCACGGGGCCUUCCGUGGACUGGUGGCUCUGAGGAGACUGGAUCUCUCCAACAAUCGGAUUGGCUGCCUCUCUCCUGAAAUGUUUGUAGACCUUGGCAAUCUUUCUAAAUUGAAUCUAUCUGGAAAUAUUUUCUCUUCGUUGCCAGUGGGACUAUUCACACACCUCCUGUCUCUCAAAGUCCUGCACUUCUCUACAGAGUCUCUGUUCUGUGACUGUCAGCUGGAGUGGCUGCUGGUAUGGGCCAGGGCGAACGGUGUGCGCCUGGGCAACGACACCCUGUGUGUGUACCCCACACACCUCCACGGCCUGGAGGUCCGCAACCUGAGGGAGACACAGCUCAGAUGUGAUGGGCCUCUGGAGCUGCCCUUGUUCCAGCUGAUCCCGUCCCAGAGACAGGUGGUGUUCCGUGGGGACCGGCUACCUCUGCAGUGCACCGUGUCAUACCUGGAUCCUUCUGUCAAGCUGCGCUGGCGCCACAAUGGCCGCGCCAUCCACAGCAACGAGGGCAGGGGUGUCUAUGUGGAGGAAACCCUGGUCCACGACUGCUGCCUGCUAACCAGUGAAGUCAUCCUCUCCAACAUCGACCACAGCCUGUCUGGCAACUGGGAGUGCCAGGUGACCAGUUCCCGUGGCAACAGGUCCAGAGAGAUGGAGAUCGUUGUGUUGGAGACGUCAGCGCCCUACUGCUCAGCAGACAGGGUCAGCGGCAACAAGGGAGACUUCAGGUGGCCAAAGACCCUGGCAGGGUUCUUGGCCUUCCUGCCCUGUGCUCCAUCCACAUUUGGCUCUGCCCCCCACCCUUCUGGUGCCUCUUCACACCACCCCACUCAGAGGGAGAAGAAGGCCUGGCGACGCUGUGACCCGGUAGGCCAGUGGGCAGAGGACGACUAUACCCAGUGCCCGUAUGCCAGCGAGGUGACCCGUGUACUGCAUGAGCUCACCCAGAUGACCAUCAACACCAGUAAUGCCCAGCCGUUAGCCCAGCAGCUGGUAGCCUUCACCAGCAGGGCAGGGGACUUCAGCGAUGUGAUGGAUGUCAUCUUUGUCACACACCUGGUGGAGAGGCUGACUCGCCUAGUGGACCAGCGCAGAGACCUAGGGGACUAUAUCUCUGACAUAGCCAGUAACAUGAUGCUGGUGGAGGAACACAUCCUGUGGAUGGCUCAGAACGAGGCCAGGGCGUGUACUCGCAUCGUCCAGUGUGUGGAACGCAUCGCCGACCUGGCUCUCACCAUAGACACGCAGGUCAUAUCAAAGGUGUCUCCUAACAUAGCCCUGGAGGCCUUUCUGAUCAGACCGUCUAACUUCCAGGGUCUUUCGUGUACGGCAGGACAGAGAGCCCCCCUUCCACCCCUCUCUACUCAGAGGGCCGAUGGGGACCAGGAUGCCAUCGGGGACCUGCUGCUCAACUUCAAAUGUCACCCAAUCAACGGCAGCGGCUCCCCCGCCAGCCGACUCCUCAAGAACUCCGUGGCAGUCGCCGCAAUCCAUUUACCGCUGGCUGGUACGCCUAACCCCUCUGCGUUGCAAUCUGUUGAUAACUCGACUUGCAAGCUGCAGUUUAUUGUCUUUCGAAAUGGGAAACUCUUUCCUUGCACAGGAAAUUCGUCAAACCUUGCAGAUGAUGGAAAACGUAGGAGCGUUUCGACACCAGUUGCUUUCACCAAAUUAGAUGGGUGCAGCAUCGGGAGCGCCGUGCACUCGGUUACCAUUGCUCUCAGGCACUUCGCGCUGGGUGUAGACCCAACUGCAGCCUAUUGGGAUUUUGACCUGCUAGAUGGGCACGGUGGCUGGCGGGCAGAGGGGUGCCACAUAACAGGCUCCACGGGCAACACGACCACCAUUCAUUGCACUCAUCACAAUAACUUUGCGGUGCUAAUGGAUCUGAAGAAGGUGCUGUCUUUCCCCCCGUACCCUGGGGAGUUUCUGCACCCGGUCGUGUAUGCCUGUACGGCCGUCAUGUUGCUCUGCCUCUUCGCCUCCAUCAUCACUUAUAUCGUGCACCACAGCACAAUCCGCAUCAGUCGGAAGGGAUGGCACAUGCUCCUCAACUUCUGUUUCCACACAGCUCUGACCUUCACUGUGUUUGCCGGAGGCAUCAAUCGAAUCAAAUACCCCAUCAUCUGUCAAGCAGUUGGCGUGGUGUUACACUACUCGUCCCUAUCCACCAUGCUGUGGCUGGGGGUGAUGGCCCGGAACAUUUACAAGCAGGUGACCAAAAAGCCCCUUCAACACCAGGACAGUGACCCGCCUGCUCACCCCAAACAGCCCAUGUUGAGGUUUUAUUUAGUCAGUGGCGGAGUGCCCUUCAUCAUCUGUGGAAUCACAGCAGGCGUCAAUAUUGACAACUAUGGCAGUGGGGAGACGUCACCCUACUGCUGGAUGGUGUGGGAGUCCAGCCUGGGAGCCUUCUAUGGCCCUGUGGCCUUCAUCGUCCUGGUCACCUGCGUCUACUUCCUGUGUACCUUCAUCCAGCUGAGGCGCCACCCAGAGAGGAAGUACGAACUGAAAGCCCUGACUCAGGAGCAGCAGAGACUGGCGUCUGUCACGGGCAUGGGCGGGCACUGCCACCAGGGAGGGGGAGGAGAGCCCGGAGCACUGCCACCACCGCCCAACAGAGGGCAGUGCCACGCAGGCUGCCACUCAGCCAUUGCCAUCAACCCCUCUCUGCUGGCCAACGAGCAUUCGUUCAAGGCCCAGCUGAGGACAGCAGCCUUCACCCUCUUCUUGUUCGUGGCCACGUGGGCCUUCGGGGCGCUGGCUGUGUCGCAGGGCCACUUCCUGGACAUGAUCUUCAGCUGCCUGUACGGUGCCUUCUCCGUCACGCUGGGCCUUUUCGUGCUCAUCCACCACUGUGCAAAGCGGGACGACGUGUGGCAUUGCUGGUGCGCCUGCUGCCCUGGGAGACGCACCAACCACGGUUGCCACGGUCAUGGUCACUUGUGUCCAAAGGUUAAUGUCAAUGGGGAUACAAUAGGGCAUGGGCACGGGCACUGCCACCUGGAUUCACCGUGCCCGGGUAAGGCCCUGUUGGGAGGACAUGCCCAAAGUGGCACCUUGGGUCACUGUAAGCAUGGCAGCCUGACGCCGGCACAGAACCAUGUGACAUGCCUGUCCCCCGUGGCACCCUGCUGCACCGCCCUGCACAGCCAGCAGCUGAUGGAGGAGCCUACGGCGCAUGUGCUCCUGCACACUGACCCAGAGGGCUACCAGCCAGGCAUCCACCUGCAUCGUUGCCUGAAGGGCAGCACUAGAACUAAGCCUCGCCACUUUAGCCGCCACCGGCAGGCUGGCACAGGAGGGGUGGCAGAGAGGGAGUACGCCUACCACAUCCCCUCUAGCGUAGACGGAGGCUCUAUCCACAGCUCCCACACAGACAGCCCUCACAGCACGCAUGAGCGCCUCGGACACAUCUGCCACCUGGCUGCUUCCCCCCACACGUGCCAUGCGUCCGCAGCGGCAGUGGCUCACGAGGCGGCGCUGGCGUGCCACGCCCCAUGCCACCGGCACGUGCCUUGCUGUGCCAAGGCGGACCUGUUCCCCACUCUGUGCCAGGCGGAGGCUGGCGACACGGGCACCUUUCUGUGCGGCUGUGGCAAAAAAGCCAAUGAGGAGGACCUGAUCGUGCCCCAUCACCACCUGGAGAUGCACCCACGCAGACAAUCCUACCCCCAGAACCCACCGCCCAAUCAGAAUGGAAUCCUUAAAGGCGGCCUGCACGAGGGUUUUGUGUACGCAUCAGACAGCACAGGGAAUAUACGCACGGGACCCUGGAGAAAUGAAACUACUGUGUAGUCUAAAUACCUGGGGAAGAGAGAGACAGCCCCAGCCUCCCUUCUAUCCCUCCCUCUAAACCUCACCACCUUUUUAGGAACUACAACAAAUAAUAAUGAAUAACUCUAUCCCAUCACGACUUGUGUGUUUAAAAAAAAAAACGUUCAUUCUUUGUUUUGUUUUCAUGCGUUCUCGACAUCGUCGUAUAAGCCCCCCAACGAGCAGCCAUACACAGAAACGGUUUUUCUCUCCUUAAUUAAAGGAAUGUGAGUCCCACACCAGGGGAUGCUCCACUUUUUGUUGAAGGUAUGUUUACUACUAUAGUAAGGUAUAUUAUCAUUACAUAUCUUAACAAUACGGAUGUGUGUGAACAGAACACGCGCGUUUAUUCCUCGCUCAAAGCAAAUGCUCCACGCGAUUACUUUCUCUUUUGUGAGUCACUAAAUCCGUCGGCUACUCUCUGAUGUGUACCUUCAGUGCUUCAAGAAGCUCAGUACUAGUGUUUUAGGCAAACACACCAGCAAUUGAGAGUCAUUAGUAUUUUUACCAUUUUGAACAACAAGCAUACUUACUAUAAUAUACUGUGAUUAUCAGCUAAACAUUUCUUAGUAAUAUACAGAGAUAUCUGCUCUCGUCAGAGUUCUGUGGAUGCCGAUAUGUUGUGUUUUUUUUUUUUUUAAUAACAACCCCCCAAAAAAACAGAAACCACAUGAAGUAUUCUGUCACAGGUUGAUAUUGAAUGUUCUUGUCUGUAUGAUGUCUUACUGUUGUGUUUUUUGGAGAGAAGUAUACAACAACAACAACAAUCACAUUGUCAUUGUGUAUAUUUGCAGUGUUGGAGCAAUAGUGCCAUUCUUGUCAUUGUAUACCAUGACCGAGCCAACAGGUGUAGGUUAAAGUUGCCCCCAAACACUGAUCUUUGGUCAGUUUUGCAUUUUCCCCACUAAAGGUUAGGAUUGUGGGAGGGCAAGCUGAGCCUAGAUCUCUAACUAGGAGAAACUUUGCCCCGGUGCCAAGCAUCAGCAUUGCCAUCGUCUAAAUAACCCAAGCCGACAUCUCCCAUUUCUGGUAAGGAUCCACAAAAUGGUGGGAGGUCAUAUCAGAGAUCAAUGCUAAAGCGCAAACCAUUUAUUUUUCUAGGCAACAGAGCAUGCAGGCCUUGUAUGUAGCUAUGUGCUGUGUGUUUUUGCCUUGUAUUUCAAUGCACAUUAAUGAAAAACGCCAUCUCUGUUUGUCUAUGGAGCUGAUCGAGCUAUAACAUGCCGGAAAAACAAACAAUAUUUUUUUACACGGUUUUAGUAUCCAUUAUUGUGGAUAGUCCUGAAACCAUGUUCUGUUGAGGGGACAGAGGACAGGGCUGAGUUUCAGUGUUGCUAUUAUUGUCACCGAGUUGGUCAUUGUCAUGUUGAAGUGUUGUCCGUUGGCUGAGAACAUGCAGGAAGUUAAUUGAGUUUAAUAUUUAUUAGUGGUAUUAUGUACCGUGGCCCUAAGGAGCAAAAUUAACUUUAAUCUACUUUGCCCCUUAGGGCCACCGUAGUUAUGGUAUGGAAACCAGUCAUUCCCUAGUGAGAGAGAAGAGACCAGGUUAAGAGAGAAACAAUCAAUACCUACAAGAAUACAGCAACUCCUGCCUGGCCAAAACACCUUGGCAUGUCACACCAUCCAUCCAUCUUGUGCACUCUUGUCUAUGUACAUAGAAUGAAUUCCGAGGAAUUAUUUUAUAAAAGAUUUACGAUAUUUAACAGUAAAUAAAUCUAUAUGUGAAGAAAAUGUAUGGGAAAGACUGACCUCAAUGUUAAUGCUCAGUAUCUGAGUUUAGAAAAUGUGAUUUGUUUUUUUGGUUGUUUUUUUCUUUUUUUCUCUGAUCUUUCAUAAGGUAUGCAAACUGGCUAUAUGUUUUGCUAUAUUUGACACACAAAUGCACCAACAGCUAAGGGAUACCAGGACUUGGUGUCACACAUGUCGACUGUGUUUGAAUCGUGAAUUGAAUUUCAAAGUGUGUCUCCUCAACAAGUGACUUGAUUCCAGAAAGCAAGGUUUGAAUAUGAAAUAUUUGAGCAUUUCUGAAAAGAGAGCAUUCUCAGAGAUACAUGCAUGAAAGUAAUGAGCCCCCAUGAGACUUCCAAGACGACGUCAGAUGAAGCUCGACGUCAUAGCUACGUUGUCUGGAUCAAUUAGCUUUGUAACAGCUUCACUAAAAACACCUAACAUCCUUGGGAUCUCCUUUUUAAAAUCAUCCUGCAUUAAACAUGUCUAUGCGAGAGUA
Messenger RNA from Oncorhynchus kisutch (coho salmon), 6963 nucleotides. RefSeq names its product adhesion G protein-coupled receptor A1b (gene adgra1b). Lineage: Eukaryota; Metazoa; Chordata; Actinopteri; Salmoniformes; Salmonidae. The transcript has 19 exons. The record is from RefSeq and is a predicted model, not a curated record. Gene Ontology annotation, molecular function: G protein-coupled receptor activity; protein binding. Bases 600 to 4718 code for a protein of 1372 amino acids. Gene Ontology annotation, biological process: cell surface receptor signaling pathway; G protein-coupled receptor signaling pathway. Gene Ontology annotation, cellular component: postsynaptic density; plasma membrane; glutamatergic synapse.